AUGUCGACAGGAGCACCAAAACGUCGCGCGACCCAAGCUGCAGAUAACCCUGUCAAACGAACCAGGGUUUCCAGAGCAUGUGACCAAUGUCGCCUAGCAAGAGAAAAGUGCAAUGGAUUGCAGCCCACAUGCUCGACGUGUUCGACAUCUAGAAGAGCAUGCACUUACACAGCAAAUGUCAAGAAGAGAGGCAUUCAGCCAGGCUACAUCCGUGCUCUUGAGCUAGCCCUUGCCUAUCUCUUCCAGCAUGAUCCGGAAAAUGAAGCCCUAGUGCAUGACCAGUUGGCCCAAAAGGGCUCAUCCUCUUUAUUACUGAGUCGCGAUUCAAAAGAGUCGAACAAGCUUCACAGACGUUGGAGGAAAGCUCGUUUCUAUACCGAUGUCGACAAGCUUCUAUCAGGCGGCGAGCCAUCGAGGCACGAUCAGUCAGAACCGGUAUCGUCGGAUAGUGACGAUGAGUCAGCUGCAGAAGACUCAUCUUUCGCUGCUGCGCUCGUGUCAACCAAUACUCAAAGUCCCCUGCAAGCGCAGAACCAGUCUACUUCAAUUCAGGAUCCGGGUCAGCCACAUUCCACCUCAUGUCCCUCUCAAACAGGGCUGCAAGAACGUGUAGUUCUGCCGUCAGACAGCUGGAGACUUCUAGAAGUCUAUUUUACCUACAGUCAAGCAUGGUUGCCAAUCUGUUCGAAACAGGACGCUUUGAGAACAUUGUAUUCGUAUCCGACUGGAGGCAUUGUUCUCUCUUCGAAAUCCUCUGGAUCAGCUCACCAUGCAGAGCUAUUCAGUAUCCUAGCUGUGGCCAGCAUGCAUGAUACGGCAAAGCCAAUUUCGGCGAAGCAACCAAAUUCUGUGCGUACUUUGCCGGAGGAGAUGUAUGCGAUAGCUAGAUCUUUGAUACCGGAAGAGGUGGCCCUUCUUGGUAUCGGUCAUGUCAAAGCUCUGGUUAACAUUGCUCUCGUCAGCCUCAGCCGAUCGUCCCCUCAAACUGCAUGGUUACUCGUGGGGCUUGCGUCUCGCACUCUCCAGGUCAUGGACCAGCCUCUGGUUGACAGCAACUCGACCUAUAAGCAUGUGCUCCAUGGGUGCUUCCUUUUAGAUAGUCUAAUCGCUUUACAUCUUGGCCAACGCCCAUACCUCCACGUGGACGAAGCCCGAAGGUUCGGAAGCAUAGACGAAGAUGGCCUUGAUGAAUGGCAACCUUGGCUCGGCGCCCUCGAUACAGGUCAGCAACCCAGAGCACCGACUAUGGCUCUCAGUAGCUUUAACGCCAUACUGGAUCUCAUCAGCUUGCUAAGUGACAAUCGCAAGCCCACAGCAGAAGCGCUAACGCGUUUGGGCCUCUGGGAAUCUUCCUUGCCCGUCAAGUUAGAUUUCAUUCAUACUUUGGGUAUAUCCGAGACCCUAAAUCCGGCAGCAAUUCUUCUGAGAAUGGCUUAUUAUUGUACACGCCUCGUUUUGACUUCGUCUGAGCAAUGGCUUCGGCGGUCACUAGAGCUAUUUGAACGCGCUCAAACCGAUAUCGGCUGGUGGAACUUACCGCCUGUUCUCCCGAUCCUAUUCAGCGUGGUUCAAAAGCGUAGUACCGAAAUGUCCCUAGGGCGUAGUGUGCAUGAUCGCCUUGUCCAGGUACAGGUUGCUUUAGAUGCAGUCUGGCCGAAAAUGAAGCUAGGCACAUCUACGGUCCAGGCCAGCACCGCUACGAGACCCUUGUCAAAUGAACAAAGCCUCCCGCAGCUAUUCUCCGGAAGCCAUGCGGGGACCGAGUCCUUCCCGCUCCGCCCUGUCUCAGCCGAUAUGCAGCCAGCAAACCCACCGACUGGGUAUAUCGACCCAAUCCUGGAACUUGCAUCAUCCAAUCAGACAGGCUUCCAAUAUCAGCAAAUGCCGAGCGACCUUGAAGGCUUCUUUGACGAGCUAGCAUCUCUAGACACCGCAAACGAUGUGGACAAUCAGCCGCAAUUCAUGCAGAAUCUGGGAUUUGCGCCAGGCGCCAACAUGGCAGACUUGUUCAGCGAGUAUACCACGGCGUUUAUGUCGAACAAUGACAACGAUAGUGUGAAUUUGGAUCAUUAUGGUUUUUACGAGGGCCAGUUGGGAUGA
Molecule: messenger RNA, 2100 nt
Organism: Parastagonospora nodorum SN15
Lineage: Eukaryota; Fungi; Ascomycota; Dothideomycetes; Pleosporales; Phaeosphaeriaceae
Exons: 1
Coding region: 1-2100 (699 amino acids)
Biological process (GO): DNA-templated transcription; positive regulation of transcription by RNA polymerase II
Molecular function (GO): DNA binding; DNA-binding transcription factor activity, RNA polymerase II-specific; zinc ion binding
Source: RefSeq, a predicted model, not a curated record